Messenger RNA from Gymnodraco acuticeps, 1989 nucleotides. RefSeq names its product tocopherol (alpha) transfer protein (gene ttpa). Gene Ontology annotation, molecular function: phosphatidylinositol bisphosphate binding. The record is from RefSeq and is a predicted model, not a curated record. NCBI's taxonomy places the organism in Eukaryota, Metazoa, Chordata, Actinopteri, Perciformes, Bathydraconidae. Gene Ontology annotation, cellular component: membrane.
UUGUUACUGAACUAUCAGCGGUGGCGCAGGGAGAGUCCUGAGAUCAGCCGCUGUCUGUCCCCCUCCUCUGUGCUCGGCCUCCUCAACACAACAUACCACGCUGUCCUCCCCCAGCGGGACCACAGCGGCAGCAGGGUGCUCAUCUACAGGAUCGGACAGUGGGACCCAAAAGACUGGUUGGCCUUCCAGGUGUUCAGUGUCAGCCUGAUGACAUCAGAGAUCAUCUCCAUGGAAACGGAGACACAGACGCAGGGUCUGAAGGCCAUUUUUGACCUGCAGGGAUGGAGUUUAGGCCACGCUCUGCAGGUUAACCCUUCCCUGGCCAGAAAGAUUUCCUCUGUGCUUUCGGACUCUUUUCCACUGAAAGUCCGAGGUAUCCAUCUGGUGAACGAGCCAAUGUUCUUCCGGCCCGUGUUCGCCAUGAUCCGCCCUUUCCUGCCGGAUAAGAUCCGAAAGAGGAUCCAUAUGCACGGUGCUGAUUUCCAGGACACUUUAAGCGACUUCUUCUCACCUUCUGUCCUGCCUCCAGAAUAUGGAGGGGAGGGGCCUGGCAUAGAGGGGGUGUGUCAGGCCUGGACCAAUCAGCUGCUUCAAUCAGAGAAGCUUCUGCAGCAGAUUGCCGCCCACCCAACAGGUGACAUCACCAUCCCUCCUGAGGACUGCUGGAUCUCAGAGACAGUGGAGGCGGAGCAACUGUUAGAGGGAUGAUGUUUGGAGUGAUGGCCCACAGGACUCACAUACACACCCACACACACACACCCACACACACACACACACACACACACACACACACACACACACACACACACACACACACACACACACACACACACACACACACACACACACACACACACACCACACACACACACACACACUUUCCAUUUAUGUUAGAAUAUUUGUAGGAUUAAUAUAUGCCAUAUUCCCAGGUACAUUGAAAUGUGAAUGUGCUGUUAACACUGAGAUUAAAAACAUGUUCUUAAGACCUAAAAUAUGGAAUGCCGUUUAGUGAAUUUUGGCUUAAACGGCAUUCCAUACUAAAAGAGGUUGUUAAUAAUCAGUGGCGAACCGUGUCCAUCACAACUGGACCGUAGACACACACAACCAGAACAAUAUCUGAUUGGUUGCAUUUUGUUUUCAAUACAAAACCACUCAAAUGCGUCGUGCAUGUAAUAUUUCAUAUCAACAACACAGAUACGAUUCUCAUUUAUUCAUUUUAUUUACAUUUUAUAAAAUUGUAUGUAUAUAAUUAAAUCGAUUUUGAUUUAUCUGAGUGUUUCAGGGUGUUCUCUGAAUACCUUGAAGGCCCUGACGGUUCAUCACUGUUAAAAACAGAAUGUGUAUUUAUUCACCUCGCCCUUUUUAAAAACAGAAUGAAUGUAUUUUUAAUGUGCUUGCUUCUUUCAGAGCACGUACAAUUUAAAAGACUUAAAAGGGACAUAAAGGAAAAGUUAUUGCGUUCUCAUGUGGUUACGCAUUUGAACAGUUUUGACACAACAUGAUUGGUAAGCAAUCAUCAACCCUUUGUUCCUGUGAGGUUUGUGCACAUUAAAGCGUCAAUGAAAUAAAUGUUUUGAAUGUUGUGAAUGAAUGUGUAGCAUGUGCUCAGCCUGACCACUGUGUUUUAGAGGUGUGGCCCUCGCCUCGCCUCUGCCUGAUGUGAACUAUUGCAUUGCAUUACAUUGCAACAUCUUUCAACUUUUAAAAUGUACAAAAAAGUAUCGUGGCAAAAUCAACAUGUAGCUAUGUUUGAGGAAGUGGUGCGGUGUGGCGCAGUGCGCUGUGCAAUGAUCAUCAGAUCAAGGGGUGAAACCCGCCGCUGCUGCGUCUGUAAAGCCAUUGUGUCCUUGGGCAAGACACUUCACCUGAACUUGCUCCUGUGGGUAUUGUCCACAGUGGUGACCAUUGCAUGUAUGAUAUGUGUAAUGUGUGUUUGUAAAGCGCUUUGAGCAUCUGGAAAAGCGCUAUAAUAAAUGUAAGGAAUUAUUA